AUGUAUAUCAGCAUUGACGAAGUCUUCCCAUGCCUUUCAAAUCAAGGAUCCUGCUCAGUUGCCACAUAUCGAUACAGCUCACAAUGCCGAGCCCAAUACGCUAGUGGCUCCCAAACUAGCAGUCAGGGAUCUUAUAAUGGAUUCCUUGGAGCUCAUGUCCGUGCUAGAGCAUAUUCUGAACGUGGCACCAAUUCUGAUUAUGCCAGAAAAGAUUCUGAACUCCACUGUUUGUCUGUAUUGAAUUGCACUUGGCAGAAUACAAUUGAAGACGAUUUGGAUUGGGUACUAGGUGAAGGAUAUGUGGAUCCCGCUAAAUUAGCGCUGAUCACAGGAUCUCAGUCCCUUCCCGGAAGUUUCGAUCAAAGUUUCUUGAUUCUGGCUUCCGACCCACGCCCGUCGCAGCAAAAUGGCCAAUUAGUGUCGCUGGCAAUUGGUUGUCAACAAUCAACAGGCAUCCUCAGUUUUCGAUUCUGGAGAAGCCGGGCGAGAACAAUCGGAAGCGAACCAAAACUCGAUAUCUGUACUAGAAAAGUUUUGGAGGCCAAUCUUGAGAAUUGCAUGACCGUCGUUCCCACCGACAACCACACAAUUAUUGCAAGCAUUCCACCAGUAAUGGAACCUUUUGUGAUUGUCUUGAAAGGGUACAAUUUCGAAAACGAACCAGAGGGAGGCUUGAUUCUACUUGACGAAAUUGAAUACUUUGCCGAGCUUGAUCAACCGGAAAAUUGUGUUGAGAAGAAUAUCGAUGAAACGGAAAUUGAGUUGUUCAAAUCUGGAAAAACCGAGGAAAUCAAAGACGAUGAGCAUGUGGUGUCCGGUGAUACACCAGACGUCCAACCAGAGCCUCACUUGGUUUCCCGAGAAGUGAAGCAACAAGCAGCGCCAACAAUUGUGAACGCAUCGAAUUCAAUUAAUGAGUUGAUUAUGUUGAACGAGAAUGUGGAUAAUGAUUGCCAAUCUUUGCAAUGUUUGAUGGACCAGGAAAAUGCACCAUGUGACUAUAAAAGGUCAGGAUCCGGAGCAUCUGGAGAAGGAUAUCUGGUCGGGUGGAGAAUAACCACAGUGAAACGAAAUAUCGCCAAUAAAUUGACCGGGAUUCACACAUCUCCGGAUUCAUCAAAAGAUAAACCCUUCCUGGUUGCCAAUUUCCUUGGCUACAACCGCGCGAAGACCGUAGAUCGGUACGUCCUCGAAGCACCAGAAUUCACAAUUAGCGACGCACCGGGCGCCUAUCUAAGCUUCCGCAAGUUUCUCUCAACAAAAGGAUUAUACCUUUCCGUAUGUGAAGACGGCUUUGCAACUAGGUUAGUCUCGAGAGAGGUCAAUUUCAAAACUGGAUUUUUCUUCAGUUGCUUCUGGAAUGUCUACGAAAACAGUGCGAAACCAUUUGCUAGAGAGUGGACGAAAGAAGUUGUCUUAUUACCCGGGGAAUUAACUACGUUUUACAUUGUGGCAUGGCAAAAUACCUCAGCAGUGAUGAACGUGGGCCAAGUGGGGAUAACAGAAGUCGGCCUUUUUACGGAUUCACAAGCAAUAACUCCACUGUGCUAA
Messenger RNA from Caenorhabditis briggsae, 1551 nucleotides. The transcript is spliced from 10 exons. NCBI's taxonomy places the organism in Eukaryota, Metazoa, Nematoda, Chromadorea, Rhabditida, Rhabditidae. The record is from RefSeq and is a predicted model, not a curated record. The coding region runs from base 1 to 1551 and encodes 516 amino acids.